This is a messenger RNA of Neohortaea acidophila, 1778 nucleotides long. Its product is annotated as Glucanosyltransferase-domain-containing protein. NCBI's taxonomy places the organism in Eukaryota, Fungi, Ascomycota, Dothideomycetes, Mycosphaerellales, Teratosphaeriaceae. Bases 330 to 1736 code for a protein of 468 amino acids. Gene Ontology annotation, molecular function: 1,3-beta-glucanosyltransferase activity. The transcript has 3 exons. Gene Ontology annotation, biological process: fungal-type cell wall (1->3)-beta-D-glucan biosynthetic process. Gene Ontology annotation, cellular component: fungal-type cell wall; cytoplasm. The record is from RefSeq and is a predicted model, not a curated record.
CCCUUCUUUCCAGCUUCCCUUCGUAGUGGCAAUUCCUGGCCAACCUCACCUUUAAUCCUUUUUCCCUCGUUUCCCCCUUCUGUCCCCGCUUCCUUCCAUUGCGCUGCUGUCCUCGGGGAGAUUCAUUCACGUUCUGCAUUCCCGGGUGUUGUUGCCUCGCUCGCUUUGCGCAUCUUCGUCUGCCCGCCCUGUUUGUUUGUGGAAGCUGCGAGAGGGAAGCGUUGAGCCACUCCCGCCGUUGCCAAUCCUUCUCUACCUCUUCGCCGACCCCGUUUUAUUGAGACGACUGAAACAUUGCACCCGACCCGCCGAGCGCAAUUCUUACCGUCAUGCUGUCUUGGGCCGUCGUGCUGGGCCUGCUGGCCCGGCAGAUCCUCGCCAUCCCGACCAUCUCUGCCAAAGGCUCCAAACUCUUCACCAGCGACGGAGCGCAAUUCUACAUCAAAGGCCUUGCCUACCAACCAACACCUAAUGACCCGCUGGCCAAUACAAACCAAUGCCAGCUCGAUGUCGCUCUGAUGCAAACGCUGGGCACCAACGCCAUCCGCGUCUACCACGUCGAUGCAUCCCUGGACCACGACGGCUGCAUGUCCGCCUUUGCCAACGCCGGCAUCUACGUCUGGCUGGACCUCGACACCUUCAGCACCUACAUUCUGCAAAACACCUCCCCGACCCCUCAAUGGACCAAAAGCAUGUUCCAGGCCUACGCCGACGUCAUGGACACCUUCCAGAAAUACGACAACGUUGCUGGCUUCUUUGUCGGGAAUGAAAUGCUGACCACCGGCGCUAGCAGCAUUGCUGCUCCGUACGUCAAGGCUGCCGCUGCGGAUAUGAAGGCCUAUCGGGACAAGCAAGGCUACCGAGAUAUUCCCAUUGGAUACUCCGCCGCCGACAUUCCCGCGCUGCGGCCGAACUUGCAAAAUUAUCUCGCCUGUGGUUCUGACGCUGCGGAUGCUGUUGACUUUUACAGCCUGAAUGCCUACGAAUGGUGCGGUGACUCCAGCUAUGACGAGUCCGGCUACGACAUUCUCGAGAAGAACGCCAGCAACUACAACAUCCCCAUCUUCUUCUCCGAGACGGGCUGCAUUGUACCCGAGCCGCGCCUCUUCGCCGACCAAGCCGCCAUCCUCGGCCCCGAAAUGGACCACACCUGGUCCGGCGCCAUCAUCUACGAGUGGGUCGAAACGACUAACAACUACGGCCUCAUCUCCUACGGACCGCCAUCAGGCGCCGAGCCCACCGUCUCCGUUCAGCCCGAAAUCGGCGGAUACAGCGUAGGCGGCGCCCCGACCCCCCUCAACCCCGGCUUCACCAAUCUCAAGAACCAAUGGGCCACCCUGAGCCCUACCGGCGUUUCCGAGAACGCCUACACCCCCAGCAACACCCCGCCCGCUUGUCCCUCCUACACCAGCGGCUACUGGGAAGUCUCGGGCAACGUGGCGCUGCCCACCAUCGGCGCUGCAGCCGUCACGGGCCCCACGGGCUCUGCUGGCUCUGGCUCCGGCUCUUCCGGAACCGGCUCUGGCUAUGGCUCUGCAUCACAGAGCUCCGGCUCCGGCAGCGCCAAGAGUACCGCGAGCCAUAACGGGGCCGCGCGACCGACUCACGCCAUCAUGCACUCGGCCGGCAUGGCCGCGGUCGAAGGCUGGUUCGGGCGGACGGAGAACAGCAAUCCCGCGCUCUUCUGGUUCGUGGGCAUUGCGUGUGCGAUUCUGGGGCCGGCGAUUGCGUUGUAAGAAGACAUAAAGCAUUAUCGUGGCUUGCAUAUACACACCUCC